UUUUUAAUUCCAAGAUUUUACAACCUAGGAUUUGAGGCUAUUUUCACACGAUCGAAUCGUGUAUUGAAUGGGAAAAUACAUUUGGUGCACUGAUAAAUGGAAAAUGAUGAUGACGACUGCAGUAAUACUAGUCCUGAGCCAGAGCCAGAUUUAGCUACAGAUCGAGAAAGCUGUCUUCCGUUGCCAAGCGCUGUCAGCAGUCGAAGAUGGAUGUCAAGAAAGUCAAUCAGAAUUCUAACUUUAUGUACCUUGAUAAUCAUGGUUGCAACCACGGUGCCAAACAUACAGUGGGGGUAUAUAACCCUUUUCUUCGAAAAACAAGGCGCAAGCACGAUCGGAAUUGCGAUUUACGCAUCAUGUAUGAGCGUGUUCGUCCUGUUCUCGUCAAUAUUCUCUCAAAACAUAAUGCGAUUGAUGACACUGAAGAAAAUGCUAUUUCUAUCGGUCGUUCUCCUGAGUGUUUCCACUUGCCUACACGGUAUCAUAGUGUUAAUGGAUGAUGUUUGUUGGAUGAUUGUGGCAGGAAUCAUCGUUCGAGCAAUCCAAGGUGUCAGUUCAACUGUUAUGCAGGUUUUGGCAGUUUCCGUCCUGAUUUUGCGAUUCCCGGAAAAGUGUGGAAGGGUGUCAGCCGUAAACGAAAGUGCCCUUGGCCUGGGAUUUGCGAUAUCACCUUUACUAGGAGGCAUACUCCACGAUAAAUUUGGGUUCCUGUUGACGUUUGUGGCAGUGGGAAGUUCCGGCCUCCUCAUGCUAGUACCCCUCUUUUCCACUUCUACUAAACUUCUCAGCAGCACAACCAGCUACCAGAAAAGGUACUCCAAGAUGGACUGGAAGGAUUUCCUCUUCCUGUCUCCCAUAAUCACGUGCUGUCUCUCCUCUGUGGUGGAGGCCUGUGUGGAUUAUGUCAUGGCGCUUUAUGUUAACGAUGUGUUCGGAGAAGACGCUACAUUCACUGGGCUAUUACUCAGCGGCCUCUCACUAUCCUCAAUCUUGUUCGCUUUCGUGUUAGGGUAUUUCUGCGACAAGUUCAACCCCUUUUUAACCGGGCUUAUCGGCUGCUUUCUGACUUGUCUGGGACUUUUAGCCAUGGUUCCUCCCCCCUUCUUGCAGCCCUUGAUAUUAGUUAACAAACCUCAACUUGUUACCGCGAGCAUCGUUACAGGACUAGGACAAGCGAUGAUCUGGUUACAUGUACUACCAGCAAUGCUCUUUGUGAAGACCAAAUGUAGAAAUAAGCCCGUGAACGAGGAGCUAUCUAACUUAGUUUCUCUGUUGUACAUUGUUGCUACGAGUAUGGGCGAUUUCGCUGGGUCCUUUCUUGCAGGAGGUCUACACGAAUGGUGUGAGUACUGGCAACUGUUCACCAUAAUUUCCGGGGCCAUGUUUUUCUGUACCAUGUUCUGUUUCGUGUGUUAUCUAAGAUCGGCCAGAUCACUGUCUCACUCUACCGACAGCAUCAGUACGGUCAUUACUAGCGGGGGUGACAGCAAGGAUAUUGGGGAAAUGGCGUCUCUUACCGGUGAUAUGACGCCACUCUGAGGGGUUAUCCCUCUUGGCAAUAAAAGACGUUUUUUAGAGAUUUUCCUGUGAUGGACACAGUUACUGUAAAUAAUCGUAGAAAUAAAUGUAUUUUGGAUAGUGAAAAAGGAUUGAAUAUUGCUGUCAUGCUCUCAGGAUUUUAAAUGUUUAAUUAUUUCGAUACAAUCAAACACAAUAUUUGUUUAUUGUCAACCAAACAAGGUUUUAUUCAGAAUUUAAAAUGCAUGAAGGAUUUGCAACAAAUUUUUACAUUCAGCAAUAAUUUAA
Molecule: messenger RNA, 1806 nt
Organism: Bolinopsis microptera
Lineage: Eukaryota; Metazoa; Ctenophora; Tentaculata; Lobata; Bolinopsidae
Exons: 9
Coding region: 97-1539 (480 amino acids)
Biological process (GO): transmembrane transport
Molecular function (GO): transmembrane transporter activity
Source: RefSeq, a predicted model, not a curated record